AUGCCGCGCAAGGAGGAACAGGUGCACGCGCACAUGCCGCGGAAGGAUAAGCACAAGGAGAAAUAUCCUAUGACAAACUGGAUAUACGAUGUAUUCCUCUGGACCUUCUCUAUCUUGGUGGAUCUCUUCUUCAGAGAAGUCCAUCCUCGCGGUUCGUGGAAAGUGCCACGGACAGGCCCUUUGAUAUUCGUAGCGGCCCCCCAUGCGAACCAGGUGCGUCGAAAUCUCCAUGAAUCAUUAAGAAUGAUCGCUAAUGUACUUAUCUAGUUCGUCGAUCCCCUUAUCCUCAUGCGCACACUUCGAACCGAAUGCCACCGACGAGCAGCUUUCCUUAUCGCUGCAAAGUCUAUGAACAGAUGGUUGAUAGGAUGGUUUGCUCGAAAGGUCGGUGCCGUACCUGUUGGACGAGCCCUUGACAUGGUAAAACCAGGUUCAGGAACAAUAUAUCUCCCUGAUCCAAUUUCAGAUCCUUUUCUUGUUCGGGGGUUCAGUACAAAGUUUAGGAGCAAGGAGAUCCAAAUUGGUGGUCUACUGGUACUUCCGAGCGUCAACGGAACUGCUGCCAAUGCUGAAAUCGCCGAAGUUAUAAGCGAUGAGGAAAUACGGCUAAAGAAGCCAUUCAAAGGUAGAGCUGCCAUGGAACAACUUACUGGAAGAGAAGACUUGGACGAGAAUGGGAAAUUCACAAACGAGGCCAUCCAAGGGACUGCUGAAGGAUUCCAGGGUGUAAAAUACAAGACCGCCCCAAAGGUUGAUCAGACAGAAGUUUAUGAUGCGGUUUUUGAUCGGCUCAACGGUACAGAUGGCGCAGUUGGAAUCUUCCCUGAAGGUGGCAGCCACGACAGAACCGAAUUGCUUCCCCUCAAAGCUGGUGUGGCAAUCAUGGCUUUAGGUGCUUUGGCCGCAAACCCGGACAGCGGGUUGAAAAUCGUUCCUUGUGGCAUGAACUAUUUUCAUGCUCACAAGUUCCGUUCUCGUGCUGUUAUAGAGUUUGGGAACCCAGUCGAAGUCCCUCAAGAGCUUGUAAAAUUGUACAGAAGCGGAGAGCGGAGAGAAGCCGUGAGCCAGUUGUUGGACACGGUCUACCAAGCUCUUGUCGCAGUCACUGUCACAAGUCCGGACUAUGAUACCCUUAUGCUUAUACAAGCAGCUCGUCGCCUUUAUAACCCGACUGGAAAGAAGCUCCCUCUGCCAAUGAUUGUGGAGCUAAACCGAAGACUCGUCAAAGGAUACACACAUUACAAAGAUGAUCCCAGAAUUGUAUCUUUGAAAAAGUCAGUGGUUUCCUACAACAAACAAUUACGGUAUAUGAAUAUUCGAGACCACCAGGUCGAAUAUGCCAAAAAGUCAAUCCCAAAGGCUUUGCUUCUGUUGUUUUAUAGACUGGGGAAAAUCUCUGUAUUGUCUGUGGGCGUGCUUCCUGGUUUGGUUCUCUUCGCCCCUGUUUUCGUUGCUUCCAAGAUCAUCAGUAUAAGGAAGUCCCGGGAAGCACUUGCUGCUUCAACUGUCAAACUCCAAGGUCGUGAUGUUAUGGCAACUUGGAAGUUGUUGGUAGCACUUGCGUUUGCGCCAAUCCUAUACAACUUCUAUACUAUCCUUCUUACUUACUGGACCUAUCGUAAUAGAAUACAGGGUUAUGUCCCAGACCGCGUGCCUCUAUGGGCAAUUUGGGUUGCUGGAUACAUCAUAUUCCCUGCAAUUACGUUUGCGGCCCUUCGUUUCGGAGAGGUUGGCAUGGACAUUCUCAAAUCUUUGCGACCCCUCGUUCUCUCUCUCAACCCAACAUCAAGCAACACCAUUACCAAGCUUCGUGCUCGGAGAGAGAAGCUUAGCGCAGAAGUGACGGAUCUGAUCAACACGUUGGGCCCUGAAAUGUUUCCUGACUUUGAUUCUGCCAGAAUCGUUGCGAAUCCCUUUAAGAACGGAGGCAUGGCAUCAUCUCCCACAAGCUCAAGGUUCAAUCGAAGAGGCAGCGAACAGUCUGGUGUUUCUGGAACGUCAACUCCGCCCAGCUACGAGAAAUUUGGAGACGGACCAUCCAGCAAUAAUGGCCAUUUACCAAGGAACGAGUCUUUCAAGAAUCUUGGAAACAUUGCGCUCUUUGCCACACGUCCACCAUCAAGGAAUCGAAGCCAUAGCAGUAGCAGUGGCGGCGCUCCAGGCUCGGCAAGUUUUCCUCUGCAGGCCUUUAGCACUUUAGAUACGAAGGGAAGCUUUGCGGAGGUAAGUCAGAAGAUUAGAGGAGCCAUGAGAGAGAGGGGACAGACUAGAAGAAGACAGAGUGAAGCCGCUAGAGGGGAACAAGAGGGAGAGGAUGAUGAAAGUGAGAAUGGUGUUGAGGUAAGGAAGAACAUUUGAUGGACGAAUACACUUGUGGUUGUUGGGGGGUUUCUUUCCUUUUCUGGGAAUAUGAAGAUUCGAGAUUAUUUGUGCCAGUCUUCUCUGCUUUUGUAAUCGCGGGGCGUCAACAGAUAAAAUACCAAGGUCCUUGUUUCUUUUUUGCAAAUCUUCUACUACUACAGUAUAUACAUGCACAACUAAAUUGGUUGCACAAGGAAUGAAUACUCACUUUACAUAGCAC
Hymenoscyphus albidus is the source of this 2581-nucleotide messenger RNA. NCBI's taxonomy places the organism in Eukaryota, Fungi, Ascomycota, Leotiomycetes, Helotiales, Helotiaceae. The record is from the annotation of a GenBank genome assembly.